This is a messenger RNA of Benincasa hispida (wax gourd), 729 nucleotides long. Lineage: Eukaryota; Viridiplantae; Streptophyta; Magnoliopsida; Cucurbitales; Cucurbitaceae. The record is from RefSeq and is a predicted model, not a curated record.
AUGGGUUGGACACCCACAACAGAGCUAUGGUUCUUUGUGAAAAUGGCUCUAUCCUUAAUUGCUCAGGGUGCUUGCAAGUAUGGUAUCUAUGAAUUCCUUAAGAAAUACUAUUGGGAUAUAGUCGGUCCUGAGUGUGCAACAAAGUACAAGACAUUGAUCUAUCUUGCUGGUUCUGCAUCUGCUGAAGCGAUUGCAGAUGUUGCACUUUUCCCCUUUGAAGCUGUCAAAGUUAAAGUUCAGACACAGCCAGGUUUUACCAGAUCCCAUGCAAAAGAAAGUAAAUUAAAAGCAUUACAUUUGAGAGAUACAAUGAUGAAGUUUGCAACAUUUGAGAACCUGGUGGAAGUCAUGUACAAGCACAAGCAUGUCAUCCCGAAGCCAAAGAAGGAAUAGCUGGGCGUCAGUUUUGCUGGUGGAUAUAUUGCCGGUUUUUCUUGUGCUAUGCUUUCUCAUCCUGCGGAUAAUCUUGUCUUCUUUCUCAAUAAUGCUAAAGGGUCUAGCGUUGGUGAGGCAGUUCAAAAGCUUGGAUUAUGGGGUCUCUUCACAGGAGGGCUGCCUCUACGCAUAGUGAUGAUUGGAACACUCACUGCUUCUCGGUGGGCUACCUAUGAUGCAUUCUAAGUUUCUGUUGGAUUGUACAUCUUUUCUACACUCCUUCUUCGUAUUGUUAUGCAAAACACAUGUAUUAGUGUCGGUUUGACGUUUAUUAUUAUAAAAUACAUCAUUUAU